Molecule: messenger RNA, 4378 nt
Organism: Anguilla anguilla (European eel)
Lineage: Eukaryota; Metazoa; Chordata; Actinopteri; Anguilliformes; Anguillidae
Gene: fbln1
Product: fibulin 1
Exons: 15
Coding region: 1040-3082 (680 amino acids)
Biological process (GO): extracellular matrix organization
Cellular component (GO): extracellular region
Molecular function (GO): peptidase activator activity; calcium ion binding
Source: RefSeq, a predicted model, not a curated record
UGAUAAUUUCGGUCGGAAAAGGCGUCAAUGUGAAUCACUAUUGUGCAAGAAUUAUAGGCCUAAGGAAGGAAAUAAAUUUAAGUGAGAAUGUAAAGUGAUGGUUCGUGGGAUAUCACAAUAGGCGCGUUGUUUCCAGAUAUACUGGCUCUCUUCUUCCCUGCCUGGUUGGGUUGAAUUCAGCAGACCUGCUCCGCUUGUCUCCUCUCAUCGUCUACACUAGUUUGCGGUCGAGUCUUCUAUGAAACGUUCCAGGGGUUGUAUCGCACAGGCUGGAAUGCUUUCUGCCCCGUUUGCUUACCCUACUGUUCAACGAAAGCCAGAUGCUGUCUGCGAGACAGAGUCGAGAGAGUUCUACCAGGUUUGCAGUCUACCGGGAAAUAUUACAGAAGGCAGUCAAAAUGAAAGAUUGCUGGCAUAACAUUGGGUAUGCGCGUUGCUUUUCAGUUUUACACACGUAAAAUAACGCACAUAUAAGCCGCAUAUAUUUUUUUCCAUGACAACAAAACCACCCUAGAGCUGACAUGGCCGUGACGGGUCACGUACACCAGCAAUUGUAAUUGUAACCGGACAGUAUAUAACGAAUAAAUCACUCAUUUGACAGAUUUUUUGUAAGUAUAAGCUCUUAGUCUUAUCUAGAUGUGAUAUAUUUAACAUUGCAUACAUAAUUUAUGAAAAUGGCAAAUAGUUUUGCUGCAACGUAUGCCCAUCAGUAUAAUUUUGAUCUCUGAAAUUAUUGCGCGUUAUAAUCUGGCGACGAAAUGUACAUAUCAGAAAAGGGUACUUUGAAACGUUGUGGCAGCAAGUUUUAUGCGCAUUUAGGAUUGCUCCCCGCCCGCCCCCCUGGAGCGCGCAGGGCAGGACAAAAUAAUUAGAGUCCCAGUGUGAGUCGGUCGUUCUGUCCUUGCUCUUUACCUUUUGCGUGGAAAAGAAGACGCAGCACUAGUGGACAGAUAUCCGAAAACAAUUGACGAGUUUAAAAAAACACUUUCGGGAUCGAACAAACUUUUCUUUUUUAAUAAAUCGCUCAUUUUUCCUCUCAAUGGGACCUUCUAUCGUGAUCAUCUUUGCUUUAUGCGGCUUUCUAAGUGGACAACCGAUCGAGCCGAUAUCGGUGGAGGAUUGCUGUAAGGAUGGGAAAGAUCGGGGGCUGCAGAGGCAAGACUGCACAGCCUUGCCCCUCAUUUCAGAAUCUACCACCUGCAGGAUAGCCCAGGAGCAGUGUUGUGCAGCGGUUCUGGAGGACACUGCCUGCACUAACGGCAUAAACGCGGCCAAGGACCAGGGCGCUUGCGAGAGCCUCUUGUCUGAAAGCACCUGCGAGACCAAAACAGCCAAGAGUUGCUGUGACUGUUGCCUGCUGGGUAAAGCCGCGCAGGAGCAGGGCCUGGGCUGUGACGUCAGCCUGACCGUUGGGUACCAGUGUGGGCUGGUGUUCCGUGCCUGCUGCGUGGAUGGCAACCCAGAGUCAGAGGCCACGGCCAAUACAACUGCAGUCCCAGCCAAAGGGAACCUGAAUCCCAAUGAAGGGGAUGACCCUCUCCUCUCUGACCAGUGCAAAGGAGCUGAAACGUGCCAGCAAAGGUGUACGGGUAAUGGCACUUGCAGUUGCUUCAAAGGGUACAGAAUGAAACUGGACCAGAAGAACUGUGAGGACAUUAACGAGUGCCUGCUGGGGUCCCAUCACUGUCGGGUCGGCGAGCGCUGUAUCAACACCUUGGGCUCGUACCGCUGCCAGCGUGAGGUCAGCUGCGGGACCGGCUACGAGCUCACUGACUCCAACAACUGCAAAGACAUCGACGAGUGCGAGACGGGAACCCAUAACUGCGUGGCGGAGUUUGAGUGCCAGAACACGCUGGGCUCGUUCCGGUGUCACCCGCGGGUGAAGUGUGGGGACGGAUUCAUCCAGGACGCUCUGGGCAGCUGCAUCGACAUAAACGAGUGUCUGAGCGACUCGGGGCCCUGUGCGUCGGGCCAGGUGUGCCUCAACACCGUGGGCUCCUACACCUGUCAGCGCAACACCAUCAACUGCGGCAGGGGGUACCACCUGAACGAGGAGGCCAUGCGCUGCACGGAUGUGAACGAGUGCUCGGGGUCCGACACGCCCUGUGAGGGUCACACCUGCAUUAACCUGGUGGGGACUUUCCGCUGUGACUGCAAGUCGGGGUUCAACUUCAACAGCCUGACCCGCACCUGCGAAGAUAUAAAUGAGUGCAGGCAUUUUCCUGGACGGCUCUGUGCACAUAAAUGUGAAAAUGUACAGGGGUCCUACGAAUGCAGCUGCAUGGUGGGAUUCCAACUGGCAGCCGAUGGCAGGAACUGUAACGAUCUCAACGAGUGUGAGAGUAACCCCUGCAGCCAGGAGUGCGCUAACGUGUACGGCUCCUACCAGUGCUACUGUCGCCGUGGCUACCAGCUUAGUGACAUCGACGGGAUCACCUGUGAAGACAUCGACGAGUGCGCCCUGCCCACCGGCGGGCACAUCUGCGCGUACCGCUGCGAUAACACCCCCGGAAGCUUCCAGUGCACCUGCCCCUCCCCCGGCUACACUCUCGCCUCCAACGGGCGUAGCUGCCAGGACAUCGACGAGUGUGUGACGGGUUCGCACGGCUGCUCCGACGCGGAGACCUGCUUCAACGUGCAGGGGGGGUUCCGCUGCCUGUCCUUCGAGUGCCCGCCCAACUACCGCCGCGCCGGGGAAACUCGUUGUGAACGUUUGGCUUGUAAUCAGACUCUCGAGUGCCUGGCCUUGCCCCAGAGAAUAACCUACUAUCACCUCACAUUCCCCACCAACGUGCCUGUGCCCACCAACAUCUUUCGCAUGGGGCCCUCCAAUUCGGUACCCGGCGACCAGGUGCAGCUAACCAUCGCCAACGGCAACGAGGACGGUUACUUCAGCACGCAGAAGAUGAGCACCGGCGGCGUGAUCGCCGUGCAACGGCCAAUCAUGCGACCCCGGGACUUCCUGCUCACCGUGGAGAUGAAACUGCUGCGUUACGGGACGCCCAGCAUCUACGUGGCCAGAAUCCGGGUCUUUGUCACACAGGACCUGUCCAGCCACCAAAAUAGCCUGUCCCAGGUUUAAGAGGACUGCAGUUUCGGCAGUCUGCCUUUACUGUGCCGUCUUUGUUCUACGUGAGCCUUAUUUCAUGCGUUAAAUGUUUCGAGGAUCAUUUUCCAGAUCAGAGCUCAGGCAAAUGGAAUGCUCUAGUUUGAUGUUUAUUUUUGACUCGGCCCCUAGAUGGCGGCCUUGGGCAACGAUAGAAACUCAGGUCAGAAGACCUGUGCCUGGUUUGGAUGUGUAGGGCUGUUUUUUUUGCGGAACAUUUUAGGGGUGUAGUUUUUACUGUUGGUCUUUUUUGUUUUGUUUUGUUUUUGUCUUUUAGGCUGACAUACUGUUUAAAUGUACUUUUUUCUAUUAAAACAAAAUCUCACCCAUACAAAUCGGUUGACCAAAUUAUGUUCUAAUAUUGUUCUGUGUAUUCUUUUGCUUCUUGCCAGCAUUUAUCUUGUCUUAAUGUGAUAUUGCAAUAUGAAUAGCAAACAACUUUGUUUUUUUUUCCUUUUGAAGUGGUGAAAGACAAUAGUUCUAAAACCCUGUUAUAAAUAUGAGCAUAUAGACAAGCCUCCAACACUUUACUUUCAUUCUUAGUUGACUCGAUAUAAAACCAGUUUUCCGGGAAUUUUUUGCAUUCAUUAUCAUUCGUUAUUAUCAUUCAUUAUCAUUCCUUUACUUUAUUCCCCAUUCCCCUCCCUCAGUUUGGAAUGCCCAAUCGUAUUCAGCAGCCACGCUCCUUGCUGCAACCUCCACUGCCAAUUCAGCAGACAAGCCUGUGCUGUCCUCUGAGACACGCGAUGAGCAGUAGGGGGGGGCACUGGUGAGAGAUGUGGUACUUAAGUCCCGCUGGACAGAGUCGCUACACUACGGCUAAUUAUCCCCCGCCCACAGAGCCACAGAGCCACAGAGUCAGCACUGGCAUAGCCCAGAUUCAACACCAGGCCGUUAUGGGCUUAUUACUUUAAAUAAAUGAAAUUACAUUUUUUUUAAUCAUCCACAAUUUCACCCUUGCCUUGUGCAAAAUGCGAGAAAGAGGUACAAGGAUGUGCUUGUUCAGUUAGCGUGUGGGGAGAUCUCCUUAAAAUAAAAAUAAAAAAACAUUCUGUUGAGCUUUGACAGCGAGUUAGGGGGUUCAGGGCUGCUGGCCUGUGGUUUUGGGCAGUUUGCGGUGGGGCGGUGUUGCCACUCCAGAAUACGCCGGAUGCCUGCCGGUGUGUUUGUGUUGGGACAUUACCAGUGCGCUGGCUAUAAAUAAAGACCGUUAAAAAAAAAAUCCCCACUUGACCAGAGGGCUUGCGUCCACCGCCAUGUUUUUCUUUAUGG